CGAAUUGUGAGUUGUCACCAUAGAUAAUACAACUUGUUAUUUGUCAAUGAAAUUUUGACACGUGCGAUUUUUUAUAGAUUAGAACGAUUGAAGGAACUUUUCUACAACAACAAAAUGGUUCUUUUGGAAAAUGAUUCGUUUUUGACGGAAUUGACAAAGUUAUUUCAAAAGUCCAGACAGAGUGGAACAGUUCUAUUAACACUUAAGCGAUAUGAUGGUCAGACUAGACCAGAACCCAGAGAAGGUAAACCACGGCUACCAGAACCUUCAGAAUAUUUAUGUUUGUUACGAGCAUCUAGUAGGAGUAAAAAAAUUAGUACAGUGGUUCAUCAACGAGAUGUGAAUAAAUUUCAAUUAGCGUACACCAACUUAUUGAAAAAUAAUUUAGAUGGCUUAAAGAAAUUAAAAAAAGUAAAAAAAUCUAGUAAAAUAGCUACACAAUAAAUAAAGUUAAUUAAU
Chrysoperla carnea is the source of this 459-nucleotide messenger RNA. It is a transcript of the gene Srp14, whose product is annotated as signal recognition particle 14 kDa protein. Gene Ontology annotation, molecular function: 7S RNA binding; endoplasmic reticulum signal sequence receptor activity. The record is from RefSeq and is a predicted model, not a curated record. Gene Ontology annotation, cellular component: signal recognition particle, endoplasmic reticulum targeting. Gene Ontology annotation, biological process: SRP-dependent cotranslational protein targeting to membrane. Bases 115 to 444 code for a protein of 109 amino acids. The transcript has 3 exons. Lineage: Eukaryota; Metazoa; Arthropoda; Insecta; Neuroptera; Chrysopidae.